AUGCAUGAUGGCUUCGUGGUAAGAGGGGUUCAGGGUGAGCUCAUACACCUGGAGAACUUUGGCUACAUGGAGAAAAAGAAGCACAUGCAAAGAAUGGAUUCUGAACACAGCACAACAGGAGCAGAGUACAGGGUGUGCUUCUGGGUCAACAGGUCCUGGCAAACUCAGGAAGAUGACCAGUCAGAGACCAGGAUUACAGCUGGGGCCACAGAGCCCGUUUUCUGCUCAGCCACUCCCAUCCAGGCUCAUUACAGCGAACAAGAGAAAGAGAAAGCAAGAGGGAGUGGACCUGCAAAGACUGUUGUUACACGGUUUCCCGAAGUCCCAGAAAUAGACAGCCAGACUUCCGACUGGCAGAGCCACUGUGCUAACCACCAGACCGCACUGCCAGAUAAGAAACAUGUUAGGUUGUACCCUAUUUCCUUCAUCAGCUCCAGUUUCUCAAAUAUCUUGAAUUUCAGAAAGCCUCACCGUGAUCCUAAGAUUUGGAGAAGGUGGAAAGACCUUCCCGAGAGAGGAGGGAGCCCCGGGAGCGCGGCACGGUCCCCACCCCCAGGCCGCCGCCCCCUGCCUGCCCUCGGCGGCUGGCUGCGCUCGGGGACCCGCUGGAGCGCGGCGACUGUCCUUGAGCGCGGAGGGCCGAGCUCGCAUCCCGAGCGCCGGAGCAAGAGGAGGCGCAGGAGCGGCGGCGGCGCCCGAGCACCCGAGGGGGUCCGAGCCCCCGCAGCCGGCCAGCCCCGCGCCACAAAGGGAGCGCCCCCGCUGCCUGGCACGCCACCUCCCUCCCCAAUGUCCUCGGCCAUCGAGAGGAAGAGCCUGGACCCGUCUGAGGAACCAGUAGAUGAGGUGCUACAGAUCCCCCCAUCCUUGCUGACAUGCGGUGGCUGCCAGCAGAACAUUGGGGACCGCUACUUCCUGAAGGCCAUUGACCAGUACUGGCAUGAGGACUGUCUCAGCUGUGACCUCUGCGGGUGCCGGCUGGGCGAGGUGGGCCGGCGCCUCUACUACAAGUUGGGCCGGAAGCUCUGCCGGAGAGACUAUCUCAGGCUUUUUGGCCAAGAUGGUCUCUGCGCCUCCUGUGACAAACGGAUCCGAGCCUAUGAGAUGACCAUGCGGGUGAAAGACAAAGUGUAUCACCUGGAAUGUUUCAAGUGUGCCGCCUGUCAGAAGCAUUUCUGUGUGGGUGACAGAUACCUCCUCAUCAACUCCGACAUUGUGUGUGAACAAGACAUCUAUGAGUGGACUAAGAUCAACGGCAUGAUAUAGGCCAAAGUACCACCCCCACUCCCAUCCCCACCCCCACCCCAGGGAGUGGGGAGUCAUUUCCCUGAAGUCACUGUCUCCAUGGGGGGCUUCACUCACAGGCACUUGGGGGAUUUGAGGGUGGGGUGAGGCAGUUCUUAGGGGAAGGAACACUCUCACUGGGCAUCAAGACGCAGCAUCCUAGUGACAUAUGGAAGGGACCAGAUGUAAAUGUGACAGAAGCAAUAGCCUUUAGGGAGAACUUAUGGCCCCCUCUGUAGGAACUACAUGGCUCGUGAGGGCGCACUGGGUGGCAGGAGGUGCUGAGGGCUUUCACAUCUGCAGGGACUUCUUAGGAUGUUGACCCUUGAAAACUAAAGAUGUGCAAUUGAUUUCUUUCCUUCCUGGCUUUUCUACCAGCCCCGUCCCAGUCACCAUCCUCCACACACCAGAAGGACAGAGAGGAGAGUGGUCAUCCUUUUAUUCUUGGCCACCCUCCCAAGGCCUUAAGCUUUGGGCCCAAGGGAAAGUGCAUGGAGACAGAUUUCAGAUGAGAAUGGAAGCUGCAACUUUUAACCAAACAAUUAUUUAAAGCAAUGCUGGUGAAUCACUGUUUUUAGACACCUUCAUUUUUGAGGUGAGGCAUUCCACAGAUUGUUUCUAUACAAAUAAUGUAAAUCUAAAACAAAAAGUUGCUCAACUAUUUUAUUAUCUUAGAUUAUAUCGAACUAUUUGUUGUGUGUAGUUAAAAAAAAUUCUGCAGACAA
Messenger RNA from Condylura cristata (star-nosed mole), 2009 nucleotides. It is a transcript of the gene LMO2, whose product is annotated as LIM domain only 2 (rhombotin-like 1). Gene Ontology annotation, biological process: positive regulation of transcription by RNA polymerase II. Bases 1 to 1266 code for a protein of 421 amino acids. The transcript is spliced from 6 exons. The record is from RefSeq and is a predicted model, not a curated record. Lineage: Eukaryota; Metazoa; Chordata; Mammalia; Eulipotyphla; Talpidae. Gene Ontology annotation, cellular component: nucleus. Gene Ontology annotation, molecular function: DNA-binding transcription factor binding; transcription coactivator activity.